Messenger RNA from Pseudozyma flocculosa PF-1, 1023 nucleotides. RefSeq lists its product as uncharacterized. The coding region runs from base 1 to 1023 and encodes 340 amino acids. The record is from RefSeq and is a predicted model, not a curated record. NCBI's taxonomy places the organism in Eukaryota, Fungi, Basidiomycota, Ustilaginomycetes, Ustilaginales, Ustilaginaceae. The transcript is spliced from 5 exons.
AUGGGGCUAGCAUCGGCACCGCGGCUGCUGGGCUACACUGACGAUCUGGCCGUGCUCGCGGACCGGCUCGACGUCGCGCUCCAGACGCCCAUUCACCAGGUCUAUCUGCCAGUCGGCUACCUCGGUCUGCUGCACGCCAUCCGCGUCAGCCAUGCCACUCGACAGGUCGGCGGCGGUCUCGGGUCCAAGCUCAACCUCUACCAGAGCGUGCUCCUCAACCAGAUCCUGCUGUUUGGUGGUGUCGCACUCAGCUCCCUGCUUCUCGGCCUGCCCUGCCCGAUGCUGGCGUCCGGUCAGGUCAUACUGCUCUACGCCGGUACGCAUGUGGCACUGACCCUCAGCGGCAUCGGGACUGCUCUGCUCAAGCUCAACGACAACUGGACCAUGGGCGUGGCCAUGGACAUCUUCUUCUCUGCUCUGGACGGCAUCUUCCGAGCCGACGGAGUGCUCGCCCUCGGCGUCGACAUCGUCCGCACGCAUCCCAGCGCUCUCAUCUCGACCUCGUACCUUGCCUCGAUCGUCAAUGGCGCCAUCGUGGGUGGAGCCACGCCCCUCAUCAUCGACGUGCUCCGCCUCGACUCGGCCUCGGGUGACUGGACGGUGCGCACGCCGCGCUGGAUCAAGGACCCCUGGGCUGGCACACAGGAUCUCUUGAGCGCCGCCAUGGUCUCGACGGCCUACCUGGCCUGCAUCGACGGCGGCUUCGCCGCUUCCACCAACCCCUUCCUCGGCCCCCUGGCCGAUGCGGUCUCGUUCAACCUCGGCUCCGGCGUGACGGCCAGAGAGGCCAGGACGAUGAGCAUGGUCCUCAUGAGCAGCAUCCUCGUCGCCCAGCGCCUCGCCGCCAUCCCGUCCGAGCUCAACACCGCGCCUCGAGCGCCCGCGAAGAAGCCGUCACCCUCAAAGGCACCCCGCAUCUCGAACGGAUCGGCAGACGCCGGCCUCGCCGUUCCCCAGAUCGCAGCCGCCGACGGGAGCGCAAGCCCGACGAGGAAGUCGAAGAAGGCGGCAAAGGCCAAGUAG